AUGUACUACCAUUGUACAAAUGAAGGUAUAGCUGUGAAAGAGGCUAUCUAUAAAAGAACUGGUAAAGGGGACAAGAUCUGUACAAUUUGUGGGGAAGAAGUAGAAACAGUUGAACACAUGUUCUUCACAUGCCCAAGAGCCCAAAUAGUGUGGAAACUAGCACCGAUUAGAUGGGAGAAGCUGAGAGACUUACAAUGUAAUUUGUGGAGAUGGGGGGAGGUGGUAGCUCAGACAGGAUCAAAGGAAGAUGGGAUGAAGCAUAUCAACUUGACAGUAAACAUCCUAUGGCAGAUUUGGAAAGCAAGGGGCAAUGUGGUUUUUGAACAGCAAAGGGGUGAAGCAAGAGAUAUAGUUUUGAGAGCACAACAAGAAUGGCUCGAAUAUGAAGAGGUGUUACAGCAGGAAGGAGCUACCAAACAGAAAGGAAUGGCUGCGAAUCAGAAGGAACAGGUAAAGGUACCAUCAGUAGAAGGAAUCAUCCGAUUCAGUACAGAUGCUGCACUCAAUGCAAGGAUGAUCAGAACAGGAAAAGGAAUAGUUGCAAGGCACCGGACAGGCAAGAUUAUAAGAGCAAAGGGAGUAGUAGAAAGAAAGAAGGGUGAAGCUCUAAUGGAGGAAACAUUAACUAUUAGAUUAGCUCUCCAAAUGGCACGCGAAGUAGGCUGGAGGAAGAUAGCUAUCCUAUCAGAUUGCAAGAUGGCCACAGACUACAUCAGAUGCAACAAUGUGUAG
Molecule: messenger RNA, 732 nt
Organism: Coffea arabica (coffee)
Lineage: Eukaryota; Viridiplantae; Streptophyta; Magnoliopsida; Gentianales; Rubiaceae
Molecular function (GO): RNA-DNA hybrid ribonuclease activity; nucleic acid binding
Source: RefSeq, a predicted model, not a curated record